Molecule: messenger RNA, 3022 nt
Organism: Myotis lucifugus (little brown bat)
Lineage: Eukaryota; Metazoa; Chordata; Mammalia; Chiroptera; Vespertilionidae
Gene: IFNAR2
Product: interferon alpha and beta receptor subunit 2
Molecular function (GO): interleukin-22 receptor activity; protein binding
Source: RefSeq, a predicted model, not a curated record
GGUGUCCCCAAGCUGCCAAGAUGUGAACGUGAGGAGGGACUUGGGAAGCAACAGAGAUGCCGUGGGCCCGCAGUGCCCUUGCGAUUAGACUGGCUAGUUUGUAUCUCAUGGUGCACGUCGGGCCCUCGCUGGGUGCGCCGCAGGCUUCGCUUGCGUCUUCAGAUGAGUCUUGCAUUUUCAGCCUGACCUUGAGGAAUUUCCGGCCAAUAUUAUCCUGGGAAUUAAAAAACCGCUCCAUUGUCCCAACUCACUACACGCUGCGGUACACGAUCAUGAGUAAAGCAGAAGCCCUGCAGCUGGUCCCGGAGUGCGCCAACAUCACGCGGCCCUCCUGCGACCUCACGCACCAGUGGCACAACCUGAACGAGAUGUACCUGCCCUGGGUCAUCGGGUCCCGGGGGAGCGCCACGCUGGUCAACUGCGCGGGCAUGGUCUCCCCGUUCGUGGAAAUGAUCCUGGAGCCCCCCGAGUUUGAGAUCGUCGGCUUUGUGGACCACAUUAACGUGAUACUGAAAUUUCCACCCUCCUUGCCCAAGUUGCCGCCUGGGAAAGGAUUAUGGCUUCACUUGUCACUUUCCAUAGAAGAGGAGUCAGAGGGGAUUGUGAGGCAGCAUCUACUCAAAAUAGAUGAACGCACCACCGGAAAUUUCACUUACGUCAUCGACAAGCUGAUUCCAAACACGAACUACUGUGUGUCUGUUUAUUUGAAGUUGGAGAAUCUGUCUAAACUGAGAUCUCCCUGGAAGUGUGCCCGCCUCCCACCCAGGCCGGAGCCAGUGUCCUCAGAAUCUGCCAGCAUCGGAGGCCUGACGGUUCUGUUUCUGAUGGCCGUCCUCGGGGGCGCCUUCACAGUGCUGAGGCGGAUCGGUUACAUUUGCUUACGAAGCAAGUUCCCCAAAGUGUUGAACUUUGAUGACGUGGCCAUCUGGGCGUUCCCCAAGCUGCCGCCCCUGGAAGCCGUGGCCGUGGCGGAGGUCAUUCACGUCCACAGGAAGAGGAAGGUGUGGGAUUACAACUACGACGACGAAAGCGACGGGGAUGAGGAGGCCGCCCCCCAAGCCAGCGGCGGGGGCUACACCAUGCACGGGCUGCCAGUCAGGCCUCUGUGCCCGGGGUCCCCCUCCUCGGCCACCCUGGGGGGCAGCGAGGAAGCCGAGUCCCAGAUGGCACCAGGGCCCGAGGCCUGGCCCACCGAGCGCACGAGUGGGGCCUACGAGGGGAAGGGGACCUGGGGGCCCGAGGGCAGGAGUGGGGCCUACGAGGAGGAGGGGACUUGGGGGGCCGAGCGCACGAGUGAGGCUUCCAAGGAGGAGGAGGAGGUGGUGGUGGUGGAGGAGGAGGAGGAGGGGACCUGGCCGGCGGACCCCUUUCCCAGGGAGGACAGCGGCCCCACCAAGAGCCCCGGGGACCGGAUCUUCUUCAAUGUGGACUUGAACUCCGUGCUUGUGAGUCCCGACGGGGACGACUCUGGGGCACAUCCCGUGUUCUGUCUCCCGGAGGAGACGGUGGACGCUGACGACCCCGAGGACAGCGCCGCGGGGCCUGAAGACGCUCCUUUCGAUGGAAACGACCCCUCCAGGUCCGACGUGGGCAUCGGGGACGGUUAUAUGAUGAGAUGACCCCAAAAUAGGGGCUUACCCAGCAGCUACCUCUCCCGCCCCUCGCUGCCCCAAGCGUUGGGAGGGGGGCAGAGCGCCCCCUUCCUGGGAUGUUACCUAUGCAAAUCCCCGUGGGGAGGGGAGAGCGAAUGCCAUCGUGUCAUCACCGGGGCCUCUUACAUGUCCAGAGGGACAGGCCUUGGAGGGAAUGCCCUGUCCUCUGCUCACGCACUGAUCCCGUUUCUGCCUCCGUUUCCCGAAGUAGCAGGGUCCCCUGGGGUCUCCAGGGGUGGCCCAGGGCCCUGGGGAGUAAGCAGAGGGUCCAGGGAGGGCGUGGGGGAGAAAGCAGCCAGGCCACCACAGUGGCUGGAGCGUCCACAGUGGCUCCCACAGGCUCCAGGACAGAGCAGGGAAAGAGCCGGAGGGAGGAGCCAGGAGGCCUUCCUGGCCGCGGGAGAAUGAAGGCCUGAGGUUUCUGGGCCUUUAGCCAUUUAAGACGCCGUGUGUGUUGACACCAAAUGCCCUACUUGUGACGACAGUCCUGCGACUGGGGGUAGGGGCAGGCUCCAGAGCCUUGGUAGCAGACGCCCAGGACUGGGACUCCUGGUUCUGAGCCCAUUGUGCUGUGUGGCCCUGAGCACUUUCUCAGCCUCUCUGAGCCUGUGUACUCACUUGUGAAAUAAGGAGACUGGACAAAGUCAUCUCCGAGACCUGUGAUGCUGGGAGAAAUAUUAGGAAACUAGAGGCCCAGUGCAUGAAAUUCGUGCACGGGUAGGGUCCCUAGCAGCUGCCAGCUGCUGGCCUGGGCCUGCCUUCAUUCCGCACCGCCCCCUGGUGGUCAGCGCACAUCAUAGCAAGCGAUCGAAUUCCCAGUUGGUCAAACUCCCAAGGGGACACUUUGCAUAUUAGGCUUUUCUAUAUAUAGAUACACAGGCCUGAUGACAGGCGGAGGGGCCACAGCCCAGGAGGCUCUGGGGUGAAGGGAGGGUAUAGAACCCCCUGACCUCGGCCCCUCACCCAGAAUCAGGGUCCUCAGACCUUCCUUCUGGAUCCUUUCGAGGAGGGAACAAAGUUUACAGCAGUCCUACUAGGCCAAGGACUUUGAAUAGAUUAUUUUCGUGUUGCUCUAAAGUAACUCGAAGGACAGGUCCGAGAGAGGGGUGGUGUCCAUCUGAUGGGUUCUGUAGCAAAUGGACAGAGUCAUAGACCAGCGGUCGCCAACCUUUCAGACCUCAUGGACCACCGGUUGGCAGUCACUGUUGUAGACGCUGCCCAUGUCUCUGGCGGUCGGCCGCACCUGGGAAAUUUCCAGAGUGACCUUUCCCAGAAACCUCUCGUUGGCAGCGUGUGUACCUGUGUUUUUAAAUUUUGUAUAAGGGUUGGAGGUUGGGAAAGGAUAAUACAGAGAUACUUUUUAAUACAAA